Molecule: messenger RNA, 1644 nt
Organism: Plasmodium inui San Antonio 1
Lineage: Eukaryota; Apicomplexa; Aconoidasida; Haemosporida; Plasmodiidae
Exons: 1
Coding region: 1-1644 (547 amino acids)
Biological process (GO): DNA replication; DNA replication initiation
Cellular component (GO): nucleus; replication fork protection complex
Molecular function (GO): DNA replication origin binding; single-stranded DNA binding
Source: RefSeq, a predicted model, not a curated record
AUGGAUAACAUCAAAGGGGGAGAAGCGCAUGGAAGCGAAGAAGUUGUAGUGCUCUCCAGUGAUGAGGCGAUAGUGCUUGCCAGCGAGGAAGAUGAGGCCACCCCAGCUCUGCCAAUUCUACAUGGCAACAAACUAAAGGCGAACGAAAUCGAGCUGGAGCUGAAGGAGUGGAAAACGAAUAAGGAGGACUGCCAGUCCUUUCUUAAAAACAAAACAAUCAUGAGCUUCGCAGACUACAUAUCGAAAUACGACAGCGAAAUUAAGAAAAAAAAAAAUGAAGAAGAAGAAAUUGUCAUCAUCUGCACCAUUGUCAAUAUACCUUACCAAGUCAGGAAGUACAAUAACGAAAAAUUUAUUUUCUGGGACAUUUCCGAUUUGCAAAAUACACAAUCCAGGAUCUUCCUCACGGGAGAAAUUUGCGAACAAUUUGAAGCGGAAAAGGAAGGAGCCGUUAUCGCCCUUGUCAACCCAGUUGUGAAGGACAAAGAUCCACAGUAUUAUAACUCCAGGUUGUUAGAAGUAUCGGACAAUACAAAAUUAAAAGUCAUUGGAUUGAUCGAUAAAUUGGAAAGGUGUAAGGGGAGGAAGCGAAAUGGGGAAGGCUGCAAAAUUGUCAUUUACACACCCCUCUUUGGCCACUUUUGCAAGUACCACGUUAAGCAGGAUCGAACAAAACGGGGGAAGAAAAAGUACGGCAGGAGCGCCAGGUUCGUGGAAGUGGGACCAAUUACGUGGGACGAGGGGGAAGGAGUGAACGCGGCCGACGAAGUGAACGCAACGGAUGAAGCUGACGGAAAGGAAAACGACUCAUCCACCACCACCACCGAGACAGAGAAGAAAAAAAAGAAGAAAAAGGAAAACACAGGCGGUACAGCCCGUACAGACGGAGCGGACGCUUCGAACGCGGCGGGCGGAGAAUCCUUCGACAUCGAAUCCAUCAUAGGCAUGUACACAAACAAAAUAGUGGUAAAGGAUAAAAAAAAAAAAAAGGAACUGGUGGAAAACAGAAUAAAAGAACUGGACAACUUUUCAAAGCUAACGAAUGAUGGACUCGAUCUGGAGCUCCUGAACGAAAAGGAACCCACAGAAAAAGAAGAAGCCCCAACGGCGCAGAAGUCUGCUAACGCUAUCCUAACCGAACAGUGUCCCGAACUUAUACACUUAAUUUAUAAAUCGAAUAAGGCGGAUGAAGACAAAGAAGAAAUUAGUCUAAAGGAGCAAUUAAGAAUUAAAGAAGAAUCUCGAAAAAAAAAUGAACAGCUAGUUGCAUCCAAUGAAGAAAAGCAAAAAAGGAAGUUUGACAAUUUCUUAGUCAAACUAAUUGAGUUACAAAAAUCGAAAGACGAAAAUGAUGUGAAGACUCUCUUAAACGGGCUCAUUUACGUAACCAAUAAUUUCCACUUUAACUUAAAACAUGUGACCAGCUCCAACAUCUUUGACGUGUGCUACAAACUUAUGGAUCACAGGAGUGAGGAAGUUGCCAUGGCGGCUCUGAAAUUCAAGAGGAAAAUUAACACCCUUUAUAUUGAUUACUACAAGGAUAAGCUUAAGAGGCAAAAAGUUAAGCAAUCUGCGAAGGAGGGUCAGGACGCUGCUCACGUCAAGGUGGACAAAGGGGAACAGGACCAGCAGGUGUGUGCAUAA